AAAGAAAAUAACUCCAACUCCACUCAGUUUUCUCUAACUGUACAGUUAUCAGCUGGGAGAGCCUUCCCCCUCCACGAUACAGCAGCAAAAGGAAUAUUUGGAAUACCAAAGUGUUUUCUGUGCAGUGAUUUCUUUCUGGGAUCUCCAUUCUCCGCUGCCUCUAAAUAAAAAUUAAUCCGAGUUUGGAUCCAUCUGGUCUGGGGAUCAGGAAAAGCGACUCUCCAAGCAGAUCAAAGAUGUUUAUGAAGGUUCCAUUCUUCAUCCUCGUCCUAGGGAGUGUGCCCUUGGCAGCACUUGCUGAAGAAGCAAGCUCAGUUCUAGAAGGAGAAGAAAGUGCAACGAUUGAUUUCCGAGACAGAAAUGACACAGAGUUUGAAGCCCUGCCAACCCUGUUGCCCACCAGGCUACACAAUGUAACAAAUCUCUUGCAGUUUGGACACCUGAUGACCACAGAAAGUGCUUUUGUCCCGGAUGGAGACGGUGACAAUUCUACUGGUUAUGGAGUUAACACAGAGAGUGUCGAUGGUGAAGCGAGUGGGGAACCAGAGAAAACUGAAAAAGGUGGCCUGGAAACAAUUGCACUGGUUGGAAUAAUCAUUGGAAUUGUGGUUGCAGUUGGAAUCCUUGCAGGAAUAGUGAUUGCUGUCGUAAGGAAGAUGUCAGGCAGGUACUCGCCCUGAAAACAGUUGAAACAAGCAGCCAUGUCAUUCUAUGCCAGAAAAUACAAGUGCUUCUUAUUUUAUAAGAACUAAAGACUAUUCCUGCAUUUGUGUGAGAAGAUGAUCCAUGGAAAAUACGGUCAAAGCAUUCCAGAUCUAUGGGGAUCCCACACAGCUCUAAGGACCACCCCCACUCUCCCUGAUUCCAGAGUAUGGAACAUUCCAUAGCAUUUCUACUACCCAGGAUUUUACCAGAAGAAAAAAAGAUUUUGCAGUAAGAAAAAACCCUGCAGCAA
Manacus vitellinus (golden-collared manakin) is the source of this 955-nucleotide messenger RNA. It is a transcript of the gene PDPN, whose product is annotated as podoplanin. The record is from RefSeq and is a predicted model, not a curated record. The transcript is spliced from 6 exons. Bases 237 to 680 code for a protein of 147 amino acids. Gene Ontology annotation, cellular component: filopodium; apical plasma membrane; basolateral plasma membrane. Gene Ontology annotation, biological process: regulation of substrate adhesion-dependent cell spreading; positive regulation of platelet aggregation; lung development. Gene Ontology annotation, molecular function: protein-folding chaperone binding; signaling receptor binding; chemokine binding. Lineage: Eukaryota; Metazoa; Chordata; Aves; Passeriformes; Pipridae.